UACAAUUUAUUUCAAUAUGAAUUCCUCAAUUUUUUUUAAAUAUAUGCCAAAAUUUAAAGUAUUUGCAAAAAUUCAACCGCAUCGCUUGCGCAGUGAUUUAUCAGAAGUAACACACACGGGCCAGGUAUGGGCGGAAGAUGAUUAUCGUAACGUUCGUUUUACAAAUGCCAAACGUUGGGUUAACAAAAAUUGGGGCAUGGUAUAUGCGCACCAAAGGGAGCCCAUCAUUUGUUCUGAGCGCAUAGUUUAUUGUAAUGGUGAUGGCCCCUUAGGACAUCCAAUAAGCUAUAUAUGUUUGGAUAAGCCUGGAAAACACUGGUGUCAUUAUUGUUUGAAAUCAUUCAUACGCGAGCAAAAGAAGAAGUGAAACACAAUAAAAGAUUAUAUUUUGGAUGCCUGUACUAAACUAAGUUUGAACAUUUGGAACACUUUUUAGUGCUAAAAUCAAACACAAGCUUAAUUGCACACGUAAAUAUAUGAAAGUGUGUAUGUAUUUAUUAUAAGCAAAUACAUACAUUUUUAUAAUAU
Anastrepha obliqua is the source of this 528-nucleotide messenger RNA. Its product is annotated as probable NADH dehydrogenase [ubiquinone] iron-sulfur protein 6, mitochondrial. Gene Ontology annotation, biological process: mitochondrial electron transport, NADH to ubiquinone. Lineage: Eukaryota; Metazoa; Arthropoda; Insecta; Diptera; Tephritidae. The transcript has 3 exons. The record is from RefSeq and is a predicted model, not a curated record. Bases 17 to 367 code for a protein of 116 amino acids.